AUGGUGCCAAAUUUUGCAGAAAGUGAGGCCAUGGCAAUUGAAGAUUUCAUCAAUGAAAAGGAGGCUACUCUAGUAGCAAAGCACGAAGAGACAUGGCCAAUCCUCUUUUCGUUGAGACCUAGCUGA
Messenger RNA from Sclerotinia sclerotiorum 1980 UF-70, 126 nucleotides. RefSeq lists its product with no specific name. The record is from RefSeq and is a predicted model, not a curated record. The transcript has 3 exons. NCBI's taxonomy places the organism in Eukaryota, Fungi, Ascomycota, Leotiomycetes, Helotiales, Sclerotiniaceae. Bases 1 to 126 code for a protein of 41 amino acids.